Owenia fusiformis is the source of this 2214-nucleotide messenger RNA. The record is from the annotation of a GenBank genome assembly. Lineage: Eukaryota; Metazoa; Annelida; Polychaeta; Sabellida; Oweniidae.
UUUAAAAAGGUCAAUUUCACUACCAUAGCUCGGGAGCAAUCUCAUUAGCAAUAGUUGUUUCUUUAUUAGGCCUGAUGGCAGAUAAAGAUACUACAGGAGAGCAUAGUUACUCAAAGCGAGCAACAGAUGAUCAAAGAAAGACAAAAGAGUCACCCCCCAGAAUUGAUACCACUCCUAAAACUACAGCAAAUAUAAUACCUCAAGCUACUCCAACCUUUCAAAUACAACCACAAUGGGGACAGGUUUAUCAGCCAAUGCAAAAUUGGCAAAUGCCAAAUUGGUAUUCUCCUUAUCAAAAGUGGACAAUGGGCCCACCUCAAAUGACUAAUUUCACUCCAACCAUGUUUCCCAAUUUGAGCUUCAAUAAUCCGAUAUCAUCAACUUCACCUUCAGCGUCUCAAGGAGCUCCACCAAUAAAUACCACACAAACAGCUACUCAAAGCACAAGUACAGCAAGCACUAAUAUGACAAAUCAACAACAUUUGAAUCCAUCAAAUAACUGGCCUAAUAUAUCCAAUGCUCCACAAGCAAUUCCUAAUAUAGGACAGAUUGGAGGUCAAAAUUUUCCACCAAAUAUCAUCCCACCACCACAAAACCCAGGUAUGUUCUGCCUAAAUGCAGUUCCAAAUGCCGACAUGAUAGGUAGCAUUAUUAACUCUUCACUUCGAGAUAAAAUAUGGUCCAAUGAAUUUGUAGAAUUGCAUAAGCUAAUCCAAGAUGAUCUUGAAAAUGAAAAUGAAGGUUUUGAGGUAACUAUAAAACAAGGAAAUCAAAUCAUCAUUCCUACCAAAAAGGGGAAAAAGUUUCUGUCAUAUCCUGAUUGGUCCAAGGCAAUGUAUACAUAUAUAAGCAUAUACAUCUUGAAAUAUCCUCAAACUGCUCCAGCAUUGAUGUCUUAUAUGGCAAACAUUCUAGAAAUGAAGAAUAGAGGUAUGAAUUGGGGGCAAUAUGACAGAUCAUUCAGACAAGCUAGAGCUAAUACCCUUGCACCUUGGGAUGUGAUUGAUGGGGCAAAAUGGUUGAAAGCAACACCUUAUUACAAAGUUAAUGUGGAUAAAUCAGACCAAGAUAAUUUAAAACGUUCAGAUCGUUCUGAUAACACAAUAGAACCAUUCAUACCCAAUGGGUUUUGUUGGAAGUUCCAUAAGGGGAAAAAAUGUGAAAAGGGAGAUUCAUGUGUGGGCCAUCAUUAUUGUCCAGCUUGUGGGGAAGGUGAGGUCCAUAGAGCAAUAAAUUGCAAUGAAGCCAAGGCUAAUCCUUUUCGAGGAAAAGGAAAAGGAAAAUUCCAAUACAGUCGAAAGCGAAAAAACUAACAUUUCAAAACUUCCAACUCCUGUCAAAUUGCAAACAUUAUUAGAAUGGUUAUCAGGUUAUGAUGAAAAAUUAGUGGAAGAAAUCAAGUUAGGUUUUUCUGAAGGAUUUAAAAUUCCCUUUCAUGGAUCAGAAUUGAAUAGGAAAGAUACUAAUCAAAAUAUCAAGCAUUUAGAUACAGUGUUAAAUAAAGUUCAAAAGGAAAUCAAUUUAGGAAGAGUAGAGGGACCUUUUAAAAAAUGUCCAAUUGAUGGAAUGGUAAUAUCUCCAAUUUUUACAAUACCUAAGAAAAACUCAUCAGAACAACGAAUGAUUCAUAAUCUAUCAGCACCAAAAGGUAAAUCUGUAAAUGAAGGUAUAAAUCAUGAAGAUGCAACAGUUCAAUAUGGUACUGUAGAUGAAACGAUUAAGAAAAUAAAAUCAUUAGGAAAAAAUGCAUAUCUUGCAAAAACAGACGUUAAGUCAGCUUUUAGAAUUUUACCGAUGCAUCCUUCAAAUUACUUCAUGUUAGGUUUUAAAGUCGAUGAGAAUUACUAUUAUGAUAAAACUUUACCUAUGGGAUUGUCAGUCUCUUGUAAAUAUUUUGAAUUACUAAGCACAGCAAUGCAAUGGAUAGGAGAAAAUAAAUUGAACAUAACACACAUGGUUCACAUAUUAGAUGAUUUUAUAAUAAUUGAAAACACUGAAGAACAGUGUAAAAAGUCUCUUGAGAAAUUCCUCAAUAUGUGUGAACAAAUAGGAGUUCCUAUGUCACCAGAGAAAACAGAAGGUCCCCUGCAAGUCAUAACCUUUGCAGGUAUAGAAUUAGAUACUGUACAUAUGGAAGCAAGAUUGCCAAAAGAGAAAUUAGACAAAGCUAAACACUUAAUUGAUGAAAUGUAUAAUAAAAAGAAAAUGACAAAA